Lucilia sericata (common green bottle fly) is the source of this 952-nucleotide messenger RNA. Its product is annotated as tetraspanin-8. The record is from RefSeq and is a predicted model, not a curated record. Gene Ontology annotation, cellular component: membrane. Bases 215 to 874 code for a protein of 219 amino acids. NCBI's taxonomy places the organism in Eukaryota, Metazoa, Arthropoda, Insecta, Diptera, Calliphoridae. The transcript is spliced from 5 exons.
UUUUUUGUGAAAUGUUUCAUUUGGAAUUUUACUCGUUCAAAGUUUGGACGCGUUUUUUAGCAAAAAGUUUAAUAUUUUGAAAACAUUUAACUAAAACAUAUACAAAAACUAAUAAUAAAUAAUUCCAAACACAAUACUGAAAAUAUAGUGUGAUUUUCAAAAAAACGGCAUUAAAAUCUUUAAUAUUUUGUAAUAAAAUUUAAAAACGAGAAAAAUGCCAUCGUGUCGUUCCUGUUUACAAUGGACUAUUAUUAUUUUCAAUACAUCAUGUGUGAUAUUUGGUAUUUUAGGUGUAGUCGAAAGUAUAUUUGAAUUGCAAAAAUACAAUUAUGGCUCACCGGAUUUUACGGAGAAAAUAGUACAAAUCGUUAUUGGAACUGUAUUGGUUAUAUCGGCAUUUAUAGGUUGCUGUGGUGCAGUACAUGGCUCUGUGAAGAUGUUAAUACUUUUUAUUACCAUAUUAUUCGCACUGAUAGCUGCUCAUAUUUGGAAAUUGUGGCGUUACGAUGAACUUAGAGUGCGAACAACAACCGAGGUUAUGGUCAGCUAUACAUGGGUAGAAGAAGUUGUAGAACGUGGGAAAAUGAAUCCAUUACAAGAAACAUACACUUGUUGCGGCAAACAUGGAUAUAUUGAUUAUAUCAAUAAUUUUAUGAAAGUUCCCGACAGUUGUUAUCACUACGAAAAUAAUAAAAAAUCAUACUAUCCCCACGAAGAGGGUUGUAUAUCAGCGGUGUCAAGAGCUUAUUUAAGUAUCUAUCGCAUGGAGACCUGGGCACACAUUUCAUUGAUUGGAUUCGAGAUUUUAGGCAUUAUUUUAUCUAUUGUGUUAAUAUGCAAUUUGACGGCCGAUACAUUACGUUAUAGUUAUUAGUGGUUUAUAAAAUUGACAAAUUUAUUUAUUUAUUUAUUUAUUUAUGUGUGAAUAAUGUAUCUUAAUUUAAUAAUAAAA